Ostrea edulis (European flat oyster) is the source of this 3075-nucleotide messenger RNA. Its product is annotated as kelch-like protein 24. The record is from RefSeq and is a predicted model, not a curated record. Bases 155 to 2041 code for a protein of 628 amino acids. Gene Ontology annotation, molecular function: protein binding. The transcript has 2 exons. NCBI's taxonomy places the organism in Eukaryota, Metazoa, Mollusca, Bivalvia, Ostreida, Ostreidae.
GGGGGUCAUCCACACGUUUGCCACAGCAUGUGCUCGAUAACGAAUGCGAAAAUACAAUGAUUGUGUUUUGACAACAGGGGUGACGAGUAACUGACUUCACAAAGUGACAAAGGAACAGUCUAGUCUGUUCUGUCGAUGGGGAGUUAGAAUAAAGAUGACAGAACAAUUGAAUUGUGUUGAGGAAGUGGAAGUAUCGAAUGCCACCAUCCCUCAGUUACAGUUCUUGACGCACUUGUCUGCUGGUCUAGAGGGAAUUCUCAAUAGCACACAACAUGCUGACGUCAUAAUUCAAGUCGAAGAACAUGAGUACCAAUGUCAUAAAGUAAUAUUGUCAGCCAUGUCGCCAUAUUUCGAGGCAAUGUUUACCCACGAUAUGAAGGAAAACCGCGAAAGUAUUGUCAGAUUACAUGACAUAGAACCCGAAAUUUUUGAAAAUCUUCGCACGUUCAUGUAUACGGGAAAAGCCGAAGUUAGGGAGGAAAACGCUGAAAAGAUCUUCCGCGCAUCAUCCCUCAUGCAGAUACCUUGUUUACAAGAACGCUGUGAAGAAUUUUUGCUCUCUCAAAUAUCUCACGAAAACUGCAUUGGAAUAUGGAAGAUUGCAAAGGCGCAUGCGUGCACGAAGCUUAGUGAGAAGGCAUGGGAAACUAUUCUGGAAAAUUUUCAAAUGGUGUGUACAACAGAAGAUUUUCUGCAGCUUGAUAUAGACGACCUUGUUUGUAUUUUGCAGGAUGAUUAUUUGCAAUCUCCGUCUGAGGAAUUCAUAUGCGAUGUCGCCAUGGAAUGGAUUGACUACGACAAAGAACGGCGAAGUCACAAUAUCUGUGAAAUCGUUCCGGCCUUGCGACUUUCGCUCGUUUCCUCAGAUUAUUUGUUCCACGUUUUCGACUCCAAUGCUGUUGUCCAGAAUAGUCCCCAGUGCAGGUCGGUGAUGCGGGAAGCUUUACGUUAUCACACAUGUCUGUCCAAACGCCAAGAUUUUACACCCAUUAGAUGUACCAGAAGAAUGACUAGUAAAAUGGACGAUGUUUUGAUCGUGAUAGGAGGUUUACUAACCACAACUCCUCGAUACCAAACAACAAAAGAGGUGCUAUGUUUCAGCUUCCAGCAGGAAAAAUGGUACUAUCUCCCGUCUUUACCAUACGACCCUGGAUAUGAAUUUGCAGCCUGUACACACGGGGACAGUAUAUUUGUCUCUGGUGGGUGGUUAAAACUUCAAGGUCUUGCAGAAUUCAAGACUCACAAAAACGAAUGGAAGAUCUGUGAAACCAUGACAAAUGGAAGAUGUGGUCAUGUCAUGGUUUCCGUGGCACACUCUAUCUUCGUUUUGGGUGGGAGAGAUGGACGAGCACCUGCAAUGACAAAUAUUGAGGAAUUUAACCUGCUUACUGAAAAAUGGUCCAUGGCAGGUGAUCUCUUACUGGGAGUUAGGUCUACGUCUGCCUCGACAAUUGGAGAAAAAAUAUUUAUCUUUGGAGGAAUAACAGAAUCUGACAAGGAUACGAUGUCUGUACAGUGCUUCGACACGCGAUUACAUUGCACUAGCAUAAUAGGCGAUCUUCCCUUUACCUGUCGACUUACUCGGACUGUGAGCUUGGAUAUGUCCGUUUACGUUCUAGCACCAGAUGGCAGAGUGCUGGAAUUCUGUGAUCCAACAUUGAGUAUUAUUUCUCACAACGUUUCACGGCCAAGGUCACGCUGCGAUUCUUCAGAUUCCACUGACGUCACAGUCACUUCGACGGAGCCGUAUACUGUCACCACAACCUUAUCCCCUCAGCUGGGAAAACUUCUAUGUCGAAUCCCCAAUUUCAGCCAACACCACUUCGAGGUGAUCCAACAUCGAGGAGACAUCUUGCUGGUUGGCGGCAAAACACCUGAUAACACCAUUCUGAAGAACAUCAUACAAGUCAAUGUACAUAGUAAAGGUGACAUCAAAAUCACCAACAAGACGCCGCUAGAGAUGCCGUCGGCCCGAUGGUGUUUCGGAUGUGUGAAGACCGUUGUACCACGUGAUUAUCUCAACAAUGAAAUAAGGAAUUAAUAUAUAUAUAUAUAUAUAUAGAGAGAGAGAGAGAGAGAGAGAGAGAGAGAGAGAGAGAGCUUGAGAGAGAGAGAGAGCUUUAAUUUCUUUGUGACUUAUCGAUGGUCACAUGGCUUUGAAAAUGUAAGCUUGUGUUAGUUGAUAAAAAAGCUUGUUAGAAAUUGUUAAUUAUCGGAGAGUUUGUCUAGGUUCUUGGACCACUAGUAGUCAUUCCAAGUUGAUAUGACAUAAUGUCUUUCACCGUUCGUGCAAUGCCUUUUUUGUAUUUUAUCGUGGUAAUGUAAAGAUACCACUAAGUGUAGAUACACAGAUGUUUAAUGAUAUUGUUGCCCGUUCAUUUUUGGAAGAAAAAAACUUAUUGGACGGUGUAAAAUUUACAACACAGCGAAUAUUGUAUUAUGAAUGUUUGUAUACACCCCACCCAAUAAGUGAAAUAACUUGCUGCUUAGAAUUAGUGAAUAGUUUGUGUGGAGUGUUGUCCUAUUUCUUUUCAUGCAGAAUUGAAUAUUUUCAACUGGAAAGUGUUCGCUUUAUGUAAUCAGGAGGUUUUUAUCUUUUAGAAGUUUUGCCAAGAUUUUUUUUUUUUUUUUUUUCAAAAAUAAAUGUUCAUGAUGACAAUGUAGUAUUUUGGAUUGCUUUGAUAUUAGAAAUAUGCAUCACUUUUGGACUUGCAGUUUGUAAGUGGCCAUAUGACCCUUGGACUUGUUUAAAAGAAGAAGAAAACUUGACUUUAUACAAAGGAUAUUCUUUGUAGGUACUAUAUUUGGUUGUUGUUAUGUUAUAUUUUACUACUUUUAGGGGUUGUACGUCAUGUUUUGCAAUAAAUAUGUACAAGCAACCCAUGAAAAGAAUUAGUUUUUUUUUUAUUUGUUUUUGGUAAAACUGUUGUAUUUUGUCUAUUAUUAAUCAUGGAUUAAAUUCAUACAUGUUUAUUCCUAUUUGAUGUACUUUUCUUCGUAAUUUGUUUCUGUGGUCGAUUUAAAUAUCACAUGCAGUUACUCAUGUUUGGUUUAAAAUAAAAAGUUGUAAAGAAA